Molecule: messenger RNA, 2574 nt
Organism: Solanum lycopersicum (tomato)
Lineage: Eukaryota; Viridiplantae; Streptophyta; Magnoliopsida; Solanales; Solanaceae
Source: RefSeq, a predicted model, not a curated record
AUGGCUGUUACAGUUGACAACGAAUUGCCGGAGAAACUUAGUCACAAUCACCCUCUUUUUUUGAGUACUACAGAUACUUCUGGAGUUGUAUUGAUCUCUAUUCAGCUUACAGGUUCUGAGAAUUAUUCUCUAUGGAGCAGGUCGAUAAGAAUAGCCAUACUUAGAAGAAACAAGUUGGGGCUAAUUGAUGGAAAGUGCAGGAAGGAUGGAUUUGGUCCUAAUCUGACUGAUUUAUGGGAGAAAUGCAAUGCAAUUGUUCUUUCAUGGAUCAUAAAUUGUGUUUCCAAGGAGUUAUUGGGUGGAAUUAUUUACUCUAUAGAUGCAUGCUCUGUUUGGCGAGAUCUCAAGGAGAGAUUUGAUAAAACGGAUGGGUCACGGAUCUUUCAAUUACAUAGAGAAAUCGUCACUUUGGUACAGGGUACAAGUACUAUAGCAGAGUAUUUUACAAAAUUGAGAUUGUGUUGGGCAGAAUUUAAUUGCAUCGCAUCUUUUCCUGGUUGUAAUUGCACGGAAUCACGAGGUUUUGCAGAAUUUAUGAAGCAACAGAAGCUGUUGCAAUUUUUACUGGGUCUUAAUGAGACUUAUGAGCAGGCUCGAAUUCAGAUCUUGAUGUUAGUUCCCCUUCCUUCUAUCAAUCAGGUCUAUUCAAUGAUGAUUGAAAGAGAAAGCCAACAGGUCAUAGCAAAUUCAGCUAGUAAUGUUGCAAAUCUGGAAAUAGCAGCACUUAUGACUGCUUGUCAAGUUCCUAGCAAGUUUAAAAGGGAUUGGAAUGCUCAGUGUGAUCAUUGCAAGACGAUGGGUCAUACUAAAUCCAACUGUUAUCGGUUGAUUGGAUAUCCUUCCAACUUCAGGUUCAAGAAGAAAGUUGGGAAGCCAAAUGGUCCUAAGGAAGGAGAGAAUCGAAGUCAUGCUCACAAUGUGAGGAAUGAGGAAAGUCGAUCACACAAUGAUGGAGCACAGGCUCGAGCUGCUCACGUGAAUUUUUGUAAUGAUCCAGGUUACAAUAACUAUUCUAUAGCUGAUAAUCUUCAUGCUGAUUGGAAUAGAUGUUCAGGAUCCCACAUUCCUUCACAUCAACACCCUAAGAUGAUGCAGCAAUAUGAUAAGUCAUCACAUCUCAAUCAGUCUAACAUCGGAAAGCACAAGGCUGAUGAUGUACCAAAAUCUUCCUCUUCAAAUAUGUGCAGAUUAUCUGAUUCAAUGAACAUGGGAGGUAAUUUUUCUAUUUCGCCUUUGUAUGAGAGUACCUUCACAGAUAAAGUAUUUGCUUCCUAUGCAUGUAAUGAUGAUAAGGAAUGGAUAAUAGACACGGGUGCAUCCAACCAUAUGAUCUCUCAUAAAGAAAUGUUAAAUUCUAGGAAGCAUGUUACUAUUUAUAAUAAACAUGUAUAUUUGCCAAAUGGAGGGAUUGUAGAGGACCUCUCAAGUGGGAAGGUACUGGAGAUUGGUGAAGAAAAGAAUGGCAUCUAUUUGAUGAGUUACAAAGGGAGUGGUAUUGAUUGCUCACCAAAAGGGAUGGUUGCUUCCAAGAAUAAGCUGGACAUCCUUCUUUGGCAUAGAAGGAUGGGUCGUGCCUCUGUUGGAACUAUGAGUCAUUUUUUAAAUAUUGAUCCUAAUGAAUGCAAAAUAAUUUUAGACAGGUUGCCAUCUACAACACUCGACAACAAGUCUCCUUUUGAAGUUUACCAUGGUGUUAAAGGUUCCUUAACACACCUUAGAACAGUGGGUUGUUUAUGUUACACUAAGUGUUUACCUCCUGGUGAUAAGUUUGAAGCCAAUGCUGUUCCUGCAGUACAUAUGGGUUAUUCUGAAGUUACAAAAGGCUAUGUGUUGUAUAAUCUAGUAACUCACAAUUUUUUCAUAUCUAGGGAUGUUAGUUUUAGAGAAGAUUCUUUUCCUUUCCAGAAUACAUCUUCCUCUCCUACUGUUUUCCUAGACAUAUCUGUAGACAUUGAUGAUCCUCCUAUUAAUGACUCACAUUUGUCUCCUCAACAUGAUGUUGUUCCUGCUAUCCCAGACAUUAUUCCUGAUAUUGUGGUUGAUGAUGUUUAUAUUCCUACUAUGUCUGUUGAUAUUGAACCUAUGCCUUUGAGGCAGUCUCAGAGAGUUAGGAAACAACCUACAUGGAUGACUGAUUUUGUUACACAUGCUGCUUCCACUUCAUUACAUCGUCCUUUAUCUCAUUGUUUGCAUUAUGCUAAUGUCUCCUCACAAUGUCAGUCAUAUUUGUGUGCUUUCUCUAGUGUCACUGAGCCUAAGUCUUACAAGGAAGCAUGCUCAGAUCCUAGAUGGAUUUCAGCUAUGCAAGAAGAGAUCCAAGCACUUGAGGCAAAUAAAACAUGGCUUAUAGUAUCCUUACCUUGUCACAAGAAACCUAUUGGUUGUAAAUGGGUUUAUAAAAUAAAGUUUAAGGCUGAUGGUACAGUGGAGAGAUAUAAGGCUAGAUUAGUUGCCAAAGAUUACAAUCAGAGGGAAGGUCUUGAUUAUCAAGAUACAUUCUCACCUAUUUUGAAGAUGGUCACAGUGAGAAGUGUUUUAUCAAUUGUUGCAGCCUCUCAUUGGCAUAUACAUUAG